AAACAAAGAAUACAAUAAAAACAACAGUGCAAAAUAUGUGAACAUCUAUUUUUAUCUCAAGAAAUGAUCUGCUUGCCAAGUGGGGGCAUUUCCCUGAGGGCCAGAAGUGAUCACCUAUAAAUAAUCAGUCACUCAACAGGCAGAGUGGAUAGGAUGCAUAAAAACCUAAUGCAAGAAUGUUCAGAACUACUUCCAUCAGAGUACUAAGUAAGAAAAAUAAAGAUAAAACCUCUCAAGUUAUAGUUUAAUAUGCACACGUGGUCUUAUUUGAAAGGAACACCUCUUUAAUAAGGUCUAAAAAAAGGCCAUGUGAACUUUUCUCUUUCUACUCCAUGGUAACUUUAGCAAAGGCUUACUCUCCUUAAGGUUUCCUUUUAGGGUCGUCAAGUCAUUAACCAGUAAAGCAAUUCAUGAAGAAGUUGAGAUGCUAUGUUGUCAGCUGCUGAAAUCAGCAACAUUUGGGGGAUACAGAUCCCCUGCUCCCCCCUUAUUCAGGAAUUCUAGUCCUGUCCUGACCUAGUAGCUGAACUUGCUCCCAGGGCACUAGACAAAGAGUUAUAAUGAAUUGUGUGAGUGAGGAAGCCUUGGGAAGACCAUGCCUACCUCUUGUUUCUGCUGGUUGGCUGUAACCAUAGCAACCCCUUACUCCAGACCAAAGUUCAGUGACUAUAAGUCUUUAUGACCAUGUUCAUAGUCCAGAGCUUGUUAGUAUAGCCCUUCCUAUGAAGAGCAAGCUUUUAUAGUUUAGAACAAAUUAUUAGACUCCAUUUCUAAAUUCUGGACUUCAAAUGAUAAGGUCCAAAAAUCUUACAAAAAAUAUAAUUUUUUUACCCUAGGGCCCUUAUUUUCCUGAGAAAAUGCCUACGACAAAGAAAACAUUGAUGUUCUUAUCAAGCUUUUUCACAAGCUUCGGAUCUUUUGCUGUAAUUUGCGCUGUUCUUGCGACUCAAGAAUGGAUCAGCAGUACCAUUGACAUUACUGACUCCUCUUCCAACGGCAGUGUCGAGAUCUCCUACGGACUCUUUCGUGGUGAGAGCACUCGUGAGCUUCAUGGACUUGCAGAAUCUGGCAAACACUUUGAAGUUUUAGGGACAUUGAGCAAUUCUUCCCCUAAAACUCUGCAUUCAGUGGUUAUCCUGUUCCUGGUCCUCAGCUUGUCGACUUCGCUGCUGAGCUCUGGGUUCUCCUUCUACAACAGCGUCAGCAACCCCUAUCAGACGUUCCUGGGGCCCAUUGGGGUCUACACCUGGAGUGGGCUCAGCGCAUCCUUCGCUCUCCUGGCCAUGGUGCUGUUUGUGGGGAACAUCCAAUCCAAUCACCUCUCGGAAGAGCUGACCCAGAUGCUUUACCCACGCUAUCCAUCAGCCACUCACAGAGGAGCGACCCACAGAUAUGGGCGCUCAUUUUGGCUCGUGCUGCUCAACAUCCUUCUAGAUAUUGUCACCGUGGUCAUCAUCUUUUUCUACCAGAAGGCCAGAUACCAGCAGAAGCAGGAGCAGAGAAAGCCAAUGGAAUAUGCUCCAAGGGAUGGAAUUUUAUUCUGAAUUCUGGUUUAUGUCAUGUUGUCAUCCAGUCUGUCAGACCUCAGCUCCCUGAGCAAUAACUGGUUAGCUGGUCUGGACUAGCAGCAUGGUUACGUGCAGCCCUGGUUGCCUGCCAUUUUUAAUAGUUUUUGUAUCUCAUGACACUAUGUUCAUCAUAAAUGAUGUCCUUUUGAAAGGGGUCCUUCCCACAACGGCGGGGAAUCGGAAAGGAGAGCUCCCCACCCAUGUAUCGUGCAAAGUGGUCCAAUCACUAUGAGCCUGGGGACCCUUCCGACCCGGUCUCACCACCUGAAAUAAUAAAGCUCUGUGUCACACA
This is a messenger RNA of Hipposideros armiger (great roundleaf bat), 1860 nucleotides long. RefSeq names its product clarin 3 (gene CLRN3). The transcript has 3 exons. Lineage: Eukaryota; Metazoa; Chordata; Mammalia; Chiroptera; Hipposideridae. The record is from RefSeq and is a predicted model, not a curated record. The coding region runs from base 858 to 1544 and encodes 228 amino acids.